AAACCGGAAACAUAUCCUACAUGCGCAAACCUCAAUCAGUCUCCCUUGCAACAGUACGAAAUACACAAUAUUGACCGCUGUUUCUUUACCCCCACGCGACGUAAAAGCGAAAGUUAACCACAUAACUCACUUUUAAACUUCACCUGUUUUAUUCAAGAUGGGUAAACCCAAGAAAGGCAAUAAAGCUCGUGACGAAGAUUUUGAGGAUAAUGAUGAGACUUCGUUGGAACAAAUGGAAGAUCAGCCAUCCCAAAUACCAAGCUCCAAUCCUGCCCCCAGCAAAAAAGACAAAAAGAAGAAAAAAGGAAAGGCAAGAGGAGAUGACGAUGACAUGGAUAUUGAGGACGAAAUCAAAGCAUUAUCGCUUCAAGCUAACGGUGAUGAGGAAGACGAGGAUGAUAACCCGCAACCAAUCUUGAGCAAGAAAAAGGACAAAAAGAAAACAAAAGGCAUGUCUGCUUUUCAACUCCUGGCCAUGGAAGAUGAGGAAGAUGAUGAUGAUGUCAAUGAAAGUGAUCAAGACAAUGAGGAGGAGGAGGACAAAAGUGGCAAAGAAAUAAAACAGGAACAUGCAGCUGAUCAGAACAAGUCAAAGAAAAAAGAAAAGAAUAAAAAGAAAGAAAAGCAGAAAAAGCCGGAGGAGGAAGACAUUGAUGCCAUAAUGGCCAGUCUUGAAGCUACAGAUAAACCAAAGAAAAAAGGGAAAAAGAAUAAAAAGAAUGCUGAGGAGGGAGCUGGUGAGGAAGAACCCUCUUCUAUGGAUGCCUCCAGUGAGGUCGCAGCUGUGGAUCUUGAAGCAAAAGCUCCAAAAGUUGUUACAAUUGAUGAUCUUGAGGAAGAUGAUGAGGAGUAUGAUAAGAAGAAAAAGAAGAAGAACAAAAAAAAAGGCAAGGGUAUCGAUGAAGCACCGAGUGCCCAAGGUGAAGAUGAGAAAAAGCAGGGUGACGAUAAUGAAGAGGAUGAAGAAGAUGGCCAGGAAGAAGGGGAGGAAGGAGCUACAGUGAAGACUGCUGCUCAGAAGAGGAAGGAGAAAAGGGAUAGAGAGAAAUUGAAAAAGCAACAGGAAAAACAGAAACAGAAGAAAGGUGGCAAAAAGGAGGAGGAAGGGGAGUCAGUUUUGGCUGCUGAGGACGCAGAGAAGUCAGCUGAUGCAGCGGUCAGCAAAGAAGGCACUCCUGAAACGGCUGAAAAAGAGGAAGACAAGGAAGAUGGUAAGGAAGGCAAGAAGAAAAAGAAAAAGAAAGGAGAAAAGGAGGACAAAGAAAAGCCAAAACCUAAUAAAAUGCUGGCCAAGUUGAAAGAGCAGCUGAAAAAGAUCCAAGAGGAAGAUCAAAAAGCGGAGGAAGAAAGAGAGAGGCUGCGGAUAGCAGAGGAUGAGAGGAUAAAGCGUCUGGAAGAAGAGGAGCGUUUAGAAGAGGAGAAAAGACAAAAGAAGAAACAGAAGAAAAAAGAACGUGAGGAACGACUGAAGAAAGAAGGGAAGUUCUUGACAGAGAAGCAGAAGCAGGACAAAAGGAGAUUAGAACAGAUGUUGGAAGCAAUGAAAGAAGCUGGUGUGGACAUGCCAAACAAAGAAGAAGUUCCGAGGAAAAAGCCUGUCUAUGGGAAAAAGAAAAAAACCCAGACAAAUGCUGCCAAUGAUGAGCAACAAGAAAAGUCCCCGUCUCCGGAAACUCCUACCUCUCCUGUGCAGCCAGAACUAGUCUCUAGUGAACAAGAAUCAACCAAAGAGGAAGCUUUGGAGGAGUCCAAGAAAAAUGUUGUGGUAAAAAAAGAGGAGGUCAAAGAGGCAUGGGAUGCUGAAAGUGAGGAAGAAGAAGAUGAUGAUGAGGAGGAUCAGGAAGAAGAGUCAAAAUCAGAGCAAAAAGCGCAAGUGUCUCAGUCCUCAAAGGAACCACAGAAGAAAGAGGAAGAAGAAGAGGAUGAAAGUGAAGAGGAAGAGGAUGAAGAUGAUGAUGAGGAGGAUGAUGAUGAGGAAGAUGAGAGCAGCGAAGAGGAAACUGAGUCUGAGGAGGAAGGCUUGACCCCAGCGGAACGGGGUCGAGAGAAAGUUUUGAAACGUGCUGAGAAGGCAGAGAAAGACAAAAGCUUGUCUGAACUGAGAGCUCCUGUUGUGUGUGUUCUUGGCCACGUUGACACAGGGAAAACCAAAAUUUUAGACAAGUUGAGGAGGACGAAUGUUCAAGAUGGAGAAGCAGGAGGUAUUACGCAGCAAAUUGGGGCUACAAAUGUACCCAAAGAUGCUAUCCAGGAAAAAACCAAGAUGUGCAAAGAGUUUACAAAACAGGAUCUUAACUUACCAGGUCUCUUGAUCAUAGAUACCCCUGGCCAUGAGUCUUUCAGCAACUUACGUGUCCGUGGAACAUCAUUGUGCGACAUUGCAAUCCUGGUUAUUGACAUUAUGCAUGGGCUGGAGCCACAGACCAUUGAGUCCAUCAACUUGCUGAAAGACAGGAAGACGCCCUUUGUUGUAGCGCUCAAUAAGGUUGACAGACUGUAUCAGUGGAAGCCUCAGCCCCAAGCAGAUGUUAUGAACACCAUCAAGAAGCAGUCAUCACACACCAAGUCAGAAUUUGAUGAGAGGUCCAGGCAGGUCAUACUACAGCUGGCUGAAGAGGGCUUGAAUGCUGCAUUGUUUUAUGAGAACAAGAACCCCAAAGAGUACAUAUCCCUCAUCCCCACCUCAGCGCACACAGGGGACGGCAUGGGCAACCUGGUGGCCCUCAUCUGUGAGCUGUGCCAGACCAUGCUGGCCAAGAGGCUCAUGUACAGCACCAACUUGCAGGCUGUUGUCAUGGAGGUGAAGGCAAUCACAGGCAUGGGCACAACCAUCGAUGUAAUCCUCAUCAACGGGUCGGUGAAGGAGGGCGACACUGUGGUGCUGGCGGGUACUGAGGGCCCCAUUGUCACACAGAUUAGGGGUCUCCUCAUGCCACAGCCCAUGAAGGAGCUCAGGGUCAAGAACCAGUACGAGCACCACAAAAUGGUUCGCGCUGCCCAGGGAGUGAAGAUCAUUGCCAAGGACCUGGAGAAAGCUCUCGCUGGCCUGCCAUUUUAUGUGGCCCAUGAUACCGACGAGAAGGAGUACUACAGGGAAGAAGUGGCGAAUGUUUUGAAAGACACCCUUGAGUCCAUCAAAGUCCAGGAGCGAGGCGUCUUUGUGCAGGCGUCCACCCUCGGCUCUCUAGAAGCUCUGCUAGAGUUCCUCAGGACCUCCAAGAUUCCCUACGCUGGCAUAAGCAUUGGACCAGUGCAUAAGAAGGACAUCAUGAGGGCAUCUGUAAUGUUGGAGCAUGACUCACAGUAUGCUGUGAUCCUUGCCUUCGACGUGCGUGUGGAGAGAGACGCCCAGGAGAUGGCGGACACGCUGGGCGUGCGCAUCUUCACGGCGGACAUCAUCUACCACUUGUUCGAUGCCUUCACCAAGUACCGGGAGGAGCUGAAACGCCGACGCCAAGAGGAGUUCAAGCACAUUGCCGUGUUCCCGUGCAAGCUGCGCGUGCUGCCGCAGUACAUCUUCAACUCUCGCGACCCUAUCGUUAUGGGCGUCAACGUGGAGGCGGGGUUCCUCAAAGAGGGCACCCCUAUCUGCGUGCCUUCCAAGGAGUUUGUGGAGCUGGGUCGGGUGUCCAGCAUUGAGUUCAACCACAAGGCAGUUGACAUGGCUCGUCAAGGCCAGGAAAUUUGCAUUAAAAUACUGCCCACUCCAGGAGAGGCGCCUAAGAUGUACGGUCGCCACUUUGACGAAACCGACAUGCUUGUCAGUAAGAUCUCCCGCCAGUCCAUUGAUGCUGUAAAGGAUCACUUCCGAGAGGAGAUGAGCAAGCCUGACUGGAAGCUCAUUUUAGAGUUGAAGAAACAAUUUGAGAUUUUAUGAUCAUUUCUGUGUGUCUGCUGAGAAUGUGUAUGUGUGUGUGUUGGGGGGAGGGGGGUGGAUACAUAAUAUGUGUCAGGUAUUUCACAGAGGAAAAGCUAUUCUUGAAAUUUGUUUUCUUAUUUGAUCAUCAUUUGGCGGUGCCUGCUCACAAUUGCGGCAGUCCAUUGAAGUGCCUCCCAAGUUGCCAUGAAUCUUGUCUCUAAAUGGCGUUGGCUCAGACCUUGUGUCCUCUCUGGAACUGCUUGUAUUGGCCAUUUCUCAAACAGAUGGCCCGUGAUCAUGGGUGUCAUGCGGCAUGGCCAUGUCUCCCACUCACCAGUCACUAACUUUCAGUGCACUGUUGUGCCCUGUCUGAACUCUUUCCAAAAAAAA
Molecule: messenger RNA, 4249 nt
Organism: Aplysia californica (California sea hare)
Lineage: Eukaryota; Metazoa; Mollusca; Gastropoda; Aplysiida; Aplysiidae
Product: eukaryotic translation initiation factor 5B
Exons: 25
Coding region: 158-3877 (1239 amino acids)
Molecular function (GO): GTPase activity; GTP binding; translation initiation factor activity
Source: RefSeq, a predicted model, not a curated record